Paramecium tetraurelia is the source of this 552-nucleotide messenger RNA. RefSeq lists its product as uncharacterized. The transcript is spliced from 2 exons. The record is from RefSeq and is a predicted model, not a curated record. Lineage: Eukaryota; Ciliophora; Oligohymenophorea; Peniculida; Parameciidae.
AUGAAAAAAACAAAUUUGAAGCUAAAUGCUACUACCACAUCAAAAAGACAAAACAAAGAAAAUACAAUUAAAUCUCCACGAAAAGCUAUUUCCCCAAAAAACUUUAGAUAAAAAUUAACUUGUCCUGAUUUAUGGGAUAACCUUGAAAAAUAAUUAAUCACUUCUGAAACCAUAUUUUAACAAAUAUUUCCUCAUCCCAAUAGAAAGAGGUUGACUUACUUUUAGUUCGAUUAACUCAAGCUUCUGAGUGUUGAAAAAAAGGAAAUGUUUGAUUUAUUGUAAUAGGAUGACUGGAUUGAAUACAAUAGAGCAGGCAAAAUUCUAGGUGAAAAGUAUGGUUACGAAUAAAGUCAUUUGAAGUAAUGGUUUGAUGAGAAUCAAGUGAAUUAAACUAUUAAAAAAGUAGAUCUGCUCAAAAAAUAUAAAGACAAAAGUAAUUUUAUAACCAAAUUAUUUGAAGAAAUUGAUUUUAAUAAUACGUAAGAAUUAUCAUAUUGGGAUAUCUAUCUUCACAAAGAUAUUUAUGUACUUAAAUAAAUAAUACCAUCGUGA